Styela clava is the source of this 2309-nucleotide messenger RNA. Its product is annotated as tyrosine-protein kinase yes-like. NCBI's taxonomy places the organism in Eukaryota, Metazoa, Chordata, Ascidiacea, Stolidobranchia, Styelidae. The record is from RefSeq and is a predicted model, not a curated record. Gene Ontology annotation, molecular function: protein kinase activity; ATP binding. Gene Ontology annotation, biological process: protein phosphorylation.
UUAGAUUUUUCAUUCUUCAUGUAAUGCUAGAUAGUGAAAUAUAGGUAUUUUCUUUAAGCCAAGGAUUUGCCUAUUUGCAAAUUCCAAUAAUAAUUGAAUAUCCUCAAAUUUUUGAUUCUUCAAAUUCCUUUGUUAUGGAACAAAAAGACUUUGCAUAUAGGAAUUUCAAUGUAGUGUUGAGUGUUGUGAAUGUAGAUGUCUAAUAUUGAUUGGGUUGGAUCCAUAUAAUUACAGAAACCAACUGGCAUCCUAUUAAUAUCAGGGUUGUUGGAUUCGCAUAAAAUUCGAUUGAAGUUUGAUUCAAUUGUUUAAGUAGAAGCAGCAUUCAACUCAACAGAAGGAAUAGAGUGCCAUGGAUACGACUAAUCUAUUUCAAUAUGCCUGGUAUUACGGCAAGAUUAAUAGACAAGAAGCAGAAGAAAAUCUGAUGGACCGAGGAGAGAAUGAAGGAUGUUUCCUUGUUCGGGAAAGUAAAUCAAGACAAGGCAAUUGGACAUUAUCAGUUUUGGAUUGGGUAGACGGUGGAUGCAGCGUAGGCCAUUAUCUCAUUUACAAAAAUCCGAAAGGUGGAUAUUAUUUUGACGAGGACACUGAAUUCGACUCUAUUCCUAAACUGAUUGAUUACUAUAAAGCACAUCCUAAAACCGUAACAUUCACAAUAAAAGAACCGUGUCCGAGGGAGGUUUUGCUUCCUGAUAAAGACGAGGAUGAAUAUGAUUUAUACGAAAUCGCAACUGAACUUCCUCUUCAUCAAACGUUUCACAAGGAAUCUUUAAUAUCAUCUUCAUCUGUGUGCGCGGUCUGGAAAGGUCACUUAGGAUUGCACGACACGGUAAAAAUCGUAGCAAAAAUUGCGGUUGGUGAUUCACAGGAAUCGAAACAUAUUUUAAUGCAUGAGGCAAACAUGCUAAAAUGCCUUUGUCAUGAAAACAUUGUCAAAAUGCGUGGAGUGAUUUCCAAGACGACACCAUUUCAUCUUUUACAAGAUUACGCAGGAGAUACAAAUCUGAUUGGACUUCUACUCAAAAACGGAAGGUCUGAAUUUACUCUGAUGGACCAAUUAAAUGUGAGCAUACAGAUAGCAUCAGCUUUGAGCUUUUGUGAAAAAAUGAAAUGUGUUCACCGAAACGUAAAAGCUAAAAGCGUUAUCGUAAAUACUACAGACCUGAAAUGCAGGCUUGGUUCGUUUAAACAUGCGAGAACAAUAGAUACUCAUGGAUUUUUCCACGAUUUCAACACAGAUCAUAGUUAUUCAAUUGUACACACGAGUAGACUUCGAUGGAUGUCGCUAGAAGCUGCGAAACAGGGAAGGUAUUCACAUGCAUCCGAUGCUUGGUCGUUUGGAAUUUUUCUCAUUGAACUUUUCACCGGUGGAGCUUUACCUUAUGCAGGUUACCUGACCUCUAGAAUACUAUCUGAAGUUGAAGAAGGAUUUCGCUGUUCAAAGCCCACGUCAUGUCCAAUGGAAAUUUAUGAAUUGAUGCAUCAAUGCUGGAUGUUUUCAGAAACGGCUAGACCGGAUUUCAGUACGAUUAAGAACAAAUUAGUGAAGUAUCGAGAUGACAACUAUGAAGCACUCGUUAAACUUAUUCCUACAAAGUCACGCGAUAAAGACAGGUAUGCGCCAUGCAAGCAAUUGAGUGUUAAACAACAACGGACCGCGAGAUCUCGUCCGGCACCACCUAAUCUGCCACCAGUUUCACAGUAUGGAUACGACAAUUGACAGCAGAGCUGAUAAAUCUAGCGCUAGGGUCGUUAUCAGAGCUGCGUUUGUAUUUUCGAACUUUUUAUACUCGAAUCAGGAGUCGAAAUUUUCAACUGGAGCAGAGUAAUGUUGGCACCAAAAUUUCAUAUCCAUAUAUUUUGGUACACACAGUACCAAUUUUUGAUAACGUGUAUAUAUAUACACUGUUCAUUUUUGUAAUUCUGAAUAGAUUAGUUUCAUAAUGAGAAUGUGAGCGUUUUUCACAAUGUUCCCAUUUUGACACAUUAUUAAAUUGUUUUUUUUUCUUAAUAUUGUUACUUUGUUUCCGCUUACUAUUAAUUUUAUUUGUGUGUGUUGCUUAUUUGUCGACUUAUUUAAUACUAUUAUCCAUGUAACAUCUACGAAGGUGCAUGCUGUGUGAAACAUUUCGUAGAAAUAGGAGUUAAAUAAGUUGCUUCAGGCGAUUCAAGGUUGUUGCUACGCACAAAAACAAAUAUAUUUCCGCAACAUUUCGUCUUACUCUGAACAUAGUCGGACUUCCUCAAACAAACAUAAUCCAAUUAUGGAUUGUUGACAACUAUGGUAGUUGGUCCAACGUAAAUCC